GAGGAUCUCAGAGAUAUUAAAUGAGGUGUAGUUUGUUGACAAUUUCAUACUAAUUAAUUGCUACCUAUGAAUAGCAGACUUUACUUUUAAAAGCAUCAUCCGUUAAUUGCCCACAAAAAUCGUGAAUAAACUGGUAUCUGCCCAGCCCGAGAUCGCAGAGUACGAACAAUCUCCACCGAUCACGCCAUUUUACGCCGGUUUGAUUCCGUCCAUUCUUUUUUCUUCCCUUCACUCGCUUCCCCCGCGAUUGAGGAGAUAGUUAUAUUUAGUCUGCUAGUUAUAUAUUGGAGGGGCGGAAUCGUCUUUCUUUCUCUCUCAUUCUUUCUCCCCCGCUCUCGUGUCUGUAUACCAUACCUAUCACAACUUUGAUAUACCACGAUAUACCACGAUAUAUCACGAUAUAUAACUCGCAUUCGUUCCUUGUACUUGAUAUACCUCUCUGUCAUUGUCUUAUUCCCAAGAUGGCCGGCGACGAAAUCACUCAGCGCUUUGAGACGCUGCAAUUGCAUGCUGGCUAUACUCCAGAUUCAGCCACCAACUCGCGCGCUGUUCCCAUCUAUGCUACUACCUCCUUCACCUUCAAUGAUUCCGCGCAUGGCGCUCGACUCUUCGGCCUCAAGGAAUUGGGCAAUAUCUACAGCCGCCUUGGCAAUCCCACCGUUGAGGUCUUCGAGAAGCGUAUAGCUGCACUGGAAGGUGGCGUGGCUGCCGUGGCCGCUUCGUCGGGCCAAUCCGCCCAGUUCAUGGCCAUCGCUGCGCUCGCAGGCACCGGUGAUAACAUCGUCUCCACCACCAAUCUCUACGGCGGCACCUACAACCAGUUCAAAGUCCUCCUGCCCCGUCUAGGUAUCACCACCAGGUUCGUCACGGGCGAUGAUCCCGAGGACCUGGCGUCCAAGAUCGACGAUAAGACCAAAGCGGUCUACGUCGAGACGAUUGGCAACCCGAGAUAUAACGUGCCCGACUUUGAGAAGAUUGCGAAGGUUGCGCAUGAGAAGGGGGUGCCGUUGGUGGUGGACAACACCUUCGGUGCAGGCGGAUACUUCGCACGCCCCAUCGAGCACGGGGCGGACAUCGUCGUGCACAGCGCCACGAAAUGGAUCGGCGGCCACGGUACCACCAUCGCCGGCGUCGUCGUCGACAGCGGCAAGUUCGACUGGGGCAAACACUCCAAGCGCUUCCCGCAGUUCACCGAGCCGUCCCCAGGCUACCACGGCCUGAAAAUGUGGGAAACGUUCGGUACGGCUACAUUUGCUACCUUUGUCCGUCUCGAUGUCCUGCGUGACCUCGGCAGCGCGCUGAAUCCGUUUGCGGCGCAGCAGCUGCUACUGGGUAUUGAGACGUUGUCGCUUCGCUGCGAGAGACAUGCGAGCAAUGCGAUGGCGUUGGCCAGAUGGCUAGAGAAGAAUGAGAAUGUCUCCUGGGUGUCGUAUCCGGGCCUGCAGAGCCAUCCUACCCAUGAGACGGCGAAGAAAUACCUAAAACGCGGGUUCGGUGGAGUGUUGUCGUUUGGUAUCAAGGGAGGUGCGGAGGCUGGCAGCCAGGUUGUCGAUGGGUUCAAGCUUAUUUCAAACCUUGCCAAUGUCGGUGACUGCAAGUCCCUAGCCAUCCACCCCUGGUCAACGACACAUGAGCAGCUCAGCAAUGAGGAGCGAAUUGCAUCCGGCGUGACGGAGGACGGCAUCCGUUUCUCUGUUGGCAUUGAGCAUAUCGAUGAUAUCAUCGCGGAUUUCGAGCAGUCAUUUAAGGCUAGCAGCUCCCUGAAUCACAAGACUACUUAAGAUAAGUAUACAUAUAUAUAUACUUCAUAGCUCUAACAGGAUCAAGAGGUGAUGGCGAUGCACCUACUUAACCAGCAGAAUAUGGUUUAUCCACGCUUGAAAAAUGAAACGGGGUGGAAUAGAAAUGGGGGAAAUGUUGAACUGGGGAAAAUAUAAGGGGUUCCGGUGCUGGGGUUUCAGGACCUCGCUGUAUAGUCAGUUAUCGCUCGCUACUACAUACAUACCUUCGAGAGGUUUUAACUAGGAGGUUAGACGGGAGGGUAAAAUUUUGUAACUACAACGAUGUUAUGAAACGAAAUGAAAUGAAUAUUUUUUUUCAUCCCC
Blastomyces gilchristii SLH14081 is the source of this 2105-nucleotide messenger RNA. RefSeq names its product O-acetylhomoserine (thiol)-lyase. Lineage: Eukaryota; Fungi; Ascomycota; Eurotiomycetes; Onygenales; Ajellomycetaceae. The record is from RefSeq and is a predicted model, not a curated record. The coding region runs from base 462 to 1781 and encodes 439 amino acids. Gene Ontology annotation, biological process: transsulfuration. The transcript is spliced from 6 exons. Gene Ontology annotation, molecular function: transferase activity, transferring alkyl or aryl (other than methyl) groups; pyridoxal phosphate binding.